Molecule: messenger RNA, 3504 nt
Organism: Delphinapterus leucas (beluga whale)
Lineage: Eukaryota; Metazoa; Chordata; Mammalia; Artiodactyla; Monodontidae
Gene: ENPP4
Product: ectonucleotide pyrophosphatase/phosphodiesterase 4
Source: RefSeq, a predicted model, not a curated record
CCUCGGGUAGCGCGAAUCUCAGGGACGAAGGGGCUGUUAACAGGGGGCGCCCGUUAGUGCGCAGGCGCCUCAGGAAGAGCUCGGUCUGGCUCCUGCGCCUUCAGGUCUCCGUCGCUCCCAAGACCCAGGAGCGCCGGGUUCCGCGCGCGCCGGGUUCCUCGUGCUGCAGAGAAGCGGCGGCAGCGGGAACCCUGACUACCCUCCUUCAGCAUGUUCACUAUGAAGUUAUUGUUGAUAUGUUUGUUUUCUGGACUUACAACUGGUUGUAGAGGGAACUCUUCCUGUACUUUGCCACCCAAGUUACUACUGGUAUCCUUUGAUGGCUUCAGAGCUGACUAUCUACACAACUAUGAAUUUCCUCAUCUCCAGAAUUUUAUCAAAGAAGGUGUCUUGGUAGAGCAGGUUAAAAAUGCCUUUAUCACAAAAACAUUUCCAAACCACUACAGCAUCGUGACAGGCCUGUAUGAAGAAAGCCAUGGCAUUGUGGCUAAUUCCAUGUAUGAUGUCAUCACAAAGAAGCAUUUUUCUGACAUUAAUGACAAGGAUCCUUUUUGGUGGAAUGAGGCAGUCCCUAUUUGGGUAACCAAUCAGCUUCAGGAAAACAGAUCGAGUGCUGCUGCUAUGUGGCCUGGUACCGACGUGCCCAUUCACAAUACCACACCUUCCUAUUUCAUGAAUUACAGCCCCUCAGUGUCAUUUGAGGAGAGACUCAGUAAUGUCUCCACGUGGCUGAGCAAUUCGAACCCACCUGUCACCUUUGCAACACUCUAUUGGGAAGAGCCAGACGCAAGUGGCCACAAAUAUGGCCCUGAAGAUAAAGAAAACAUGCGCCGAGUGUUGAAAGAAAUAGAUGACCAUAUCGGUGAGCUAGUUCACAAACUCAAGGUGUUAGGACUGUGGGAAGAUCUUAAUGUAAUCAUUACAAGUGAUCAUGGAAUGACCCAGUGUUCUGAGGACAAGCUGAUAAACUUGGAUCGCUGCAUCGACCCCUCAGACUACACUCUUGUAGACUUGACCCCCGUUGCUGCAAUACUUCCCAAAAUAAACAGAACAAAGGUUUAUAACAAACUGAAAGUCUGUGACCCUCACAUGAAUGUUUAUCUCAAAGAAGACAUUCCUGCCAGGUUUCAUUACCAACAUAAUGAUCGAAUUCAACCUAUUAUUUUGAUUGCUGAUGAAGGCUGGACAAUUGUGCUAAAUAAAUCAUCACCAAAAUUAGGUGACCAUGGUUAUGAUAAUUCUUUGCCUAGUAUGAAUCCAUUUCUAGCUGCCCACGGUCCUGCAUUUCACAAAGGCUACCAGCACAGCACCAUUAACAUUGUGGAUAUUUACCCAAUGAUGUGCCACAUCCUGGGAUUAAAGCCACAUCCCAAUAAUGGAACCUUCGGUCACACUAAGUGUUUGUUAGUGGACCAGUGGUGCAUUAAUCUCCCAGAAGCCAUAGGAAUUGUUAUCGGUGCGCUCUUGGUCUUAACCACUCUGACCUGCCUCAUCAUAAUCAUGCAGAAUAGACUCUCUGGACCCCGGCCGUUUUCCCGACUUCAGCUACAAGAUGAUGACGAUGAUCCUUUAAUUGGGUGACAUGUGCUGGGGUUUAUACAAAGUGGCUGUGAUUAGGACACACCCAAGGAAUGGUGUCACAACUAUGAAAAAGUAUACUUUGAAAGACAAAGAUCUUAGACCAAGCAUGCUACAAUUAUUUUGUUUUUCCUUGUGUUUUGUUUUGCGGCAUUAGCUAAUACAAAAAACUCUGACCGUAGAAAAAAUUGCUAGUAAAUCAUUAGUUAACACCAACUGUUUCCCUAACUAGAAAGGUUUUUUUUAAGAAAAAUACUGCCUUUGCCCUUUUUUUUUUUUUGCAACAAAGAUUAGACACAUCUAUAGAUGAAAAUAUGCAAAAAUUUAGUGGGUAUGCUUUUUGAAUAAAUUUUUACAUUUGUAAAUUAUACAACAGAAAUCUUUGUAAAAUGUGUGGAUUUUGUGUAUCAGGAAGGAAAACUUUCCUAUAUUUUUAUAUGUGCCUUUAAUAGAGUUUGUAUCCCAAGUAAACCCUUGAGGUAGGAAAUUCUCUGUGAUGGUUAAUUAAAAUGGAUCAAGCAGGCAGAAAAGAUCUAGCAUAUGAAGAAAUUAUUUUAAGAAAAACUAUUAUAAAAAACAAGCAAAGACCCCGUGAUACAAAGCCUAAGUCUUCUUCACCAGUGUGUCUUUGUUAAGACCCUUAAGCUAUUGAAGCCUCAAAAGUUAAACCUUUUGAAGAGUAUUGCUAAGAAGAAAUUAAGAAAAUAGGGAAACGUGCUUUUCUCACUUUGUACUCAAUGCCUUUGUGUAAGUUAUUUAGUUGUGUGUAUGUACGUACCAGUGUGUUGCAUGUACGUGUGUACAGACUUUGUGUGACUUACAGCAGGUGGUGGGAGGUGAGUGGCCUGGGAGCAGCCUCCAACAUCCCCAUAGAACCCAGCUCUCAGGAAAGGUUAUAACUGCACUUCACUUUCGUGUACUUUCUUCUAACUCACAAGGUAAAAUCAUAAUUUUUAAAAAUUCAUUAAUUUUUGUUACCAUUUUUAACUUUCUCAUGUUGUUUUUUGUAACCAGAGGUCUCCAGGUGCUGCUGAGAAAUGUAUGACCUGAUACAAAUCUGGUUUUGAUUGGGUCAGAAUGAGGAAAAGAGAUUUUUCUAUUUACCUUUGGGAAUUUUAUGCCUUACUUUUUAGGCUAUAGGGUAGCUAAAUUUAAAAUGGAAUUUAGUAUCUUUUGAUCUUUUACAUGAAUCAUAUGUUAAGUGGCUGAAGAAACUCUCAGGACUCUGUUAACCUUCAGUAGCCUGAACGCUGCCUCUGCGUUUUUCUCCCAUAUUUGGUUCAUAGAAAUAACCACUCCGCUCACAUUUUUUAAAACAUACUUGUUCAGAGCGAAGGAUUUGUUGUGAAUAACUGUUAUCCUAGCUUUGCUAAGUGGUACCUUCUAACAAUCAUAAUUAGUAGGAAGAAACUGAAUUGUGGCAGACGAGAUUCCAUCUGUUAGAGGAAAAAUUGAGCAGCUGAGGCAAGCAGUUAAUAUUACUAGUGCGAUCUUUAAAGUUUUGACAAUAUAAAGUAAGCUAGGGAACUGUUUUACAGACACAAAGAUAAUCUACAGUAAACAUGCAGCCCACUUAAAUGCUGAUUAUCCGUGGUGGUCAAGAACAGUGGUGCCAGUCAUCAAAUGUAAUUCAUCCUGUGGUCACUGCUGAUCUCCUGAUCCUGGUAUCUGGUGCCUAUUGUACUUGGGGUUCUUGAGAAGCACUUCUACACCCUGCAUGAAUAGUCCAUGCAUGCAGUCAUAGGUGACUGUAUUAAGGACAGCAUAAUAAAUAAAUAAAACCACCAGGGCUCAUUUUGCUUUUUGACAGAUUUUAUUUCUGAUGUUUUUGCCUCACAUAAAAGUUAUCCUAAAGGUUAAUAGUUGAUCUGAACAAAAUAACAGAAAAAUUUCUUUCUACUUCCAUUUCCAUUAAAAAAAAAAAAA